AUGCCGUCUCCUGCGGCGGCCGACGAUGGCCAACAUGGUCCGCCCAUUCCGACCUAUGACGAAGCCGUCUCUGCCCACGGCAACGGCGGCAUCCUUCCUUCGCCUUCCAACUUCGAUCCACUGUCCCCCAUGGGCGAGGCCUUUUACGCCCCCGAAAGCGAGAGCCGCUCUCUCCUGAGACGAUCCCACCAGCGCAACGGCUCCACUGCCACCAACGGCAGCAGCCGUCGACGACCACGAAACGGACAUACCAGCAGUGGUGGCUACCGGCCACCCACCGUCGAGACUGACGACGAAAACAGCACGUGGAGCUCGAGCGACGAGGACCAUGGCGGCGGCGACGACAGUGACGAUGCCGACGAUGUCGACGCCGAGGCCGCGCACGUCCGCCGCGAGAUGCUGGAGCUCGACAUGGACGACCCGCUGGCCGCCAAUGGCAGUGGGAGCAGCGGCAGCCGACGGCGCGGCGGGUUCUCGCUAUCGCUACCCAAAUGGGGUUGGAAGUGGCGCCUGUCGAUGCCGAGAAUACGGAUACAGCUGCCCAACGGGCCGUCCGAUGUGGACGAGAACAGCCGAGGCGGCGUCGGCGGUGUCGGUGGUAUUGCCAGCCGGUUCGGACGGCUGGCAGGCUUUACGCGGCUCAGCGGGACCGACACCGACGAAGAAACGGCCGGUGGUCAGGCGGGCGAAGCUGGCGGUGGCGGUGGCACUGAGUGGAUGCAGAAGAUCAACGUCGCCGUAGCCAUUGUGGUCUUUGCGCGCCUGCUGGCCGUGUUCCUCAUCCUGGGCUUCGUCUACCUCCUCUUUAUGAGCGACCUCUUCACCUCCAUCUCCCGCCGCCUCGGCAGCCAGGUCUUUGACCCUGAAAGCAUUCGCAUGCACAUCCAAAUGACCGUCAACCCGGGCAACAUGCGCGACAUGGCCAAGCAUUUCACGAGCUACGCCCACAUGGCCGGCACCGAGGGCGACUUUGCUCUCGCCAUUGACGUCAAAAACUUGUUCCAAAAACACGGGCUCGAAGACGUCACCGUCGACGAGUACUACGUCUACCUCAACUACCCGCGCAAAGAUGGCCGUGCCGUCGAGCUACUGGACGGAAAGGGCAAGGCCACCUGGUCGGCCAAGCUCGAGGAGGAAGAGGCGGGCGACGUGCACGGGCCCCUCGUCUACGCCAACUACGGUUCGCGAGACGAUUUCCAAAAGCUCAAGGACAUGGGCAUCAACACCAAGGGCGCCAUUGCGCUCGUGCGCUACUACGGCACGCAGAGCGACCGCGCCCUCAAGGUCAAGGCCGCCGAACUUGCCGGGUUUGCGGGCUGCCUAAUCUACAGCGAUCCAGCCGACGACGGCUUCAAGCACGGCGAUGUUGCGCCCAAGGGCCGCUAUAUGCCCGCGGACGGCGUGCAGCGCGGGUCCGUCUCACUCAUGAGCUACGUCAUUGGCGACGUCCUGACGCCCGGCUGGGAGAGCAAGAAGGGCCUGCCGCGCAUGUCCCCGGACAAGUCGCCAGGCCUUGUUAAGAUCCCUAGUCUGCCGCUUGCCUGGCGCGACGCGCAGGUUCUGUUGCAGCAUCUCAAGGGCCGCGGCCAGCGCGUGCCCUCCAAAGACUGGGAGGGCGGCGUGCCCGACAUCGACGAGUGGUGGACGGGCAACGGCGGCGACGACAGCCUGGACAAUGGCGGCGUGGCCUCGCCCAUGGUGCGCCUCAAGAACGAGCAGGACGAGGAGACCGAGCAGCCCAUCUGGAACGUCUACGGCCGUAUCCUCGGCAUCGAGCAGAGCGCCAAGAAGAUCAUCAUUGGCAACCACCGCGAUUCCUGGACGUUUGGCGCCACCGACCCGCACUCGGGCACCGCCGUCAUGCUCGAGCUGGUGCGCAUCUUUGGCGAUCUACUAGAGCGCGGCUGGCGGCCCCUGCGCACCAUCGAGUUCAUGUCCUGGGACGCCGAGGAGUACAACCUGAUCGGCUCCACCGAGUACGUCGAGCGCAAUCUGGACCUGCUGCGCCGCGACGGUCUGGCCUACAUCAAUUUGGACACGGCCGUCACGGGCGGCGAAUUCCACGCCGCCGGCUCGCCCGUCUUCUCCAAACUGCUCAGCCAAGUCAUGAAGCGCGUCAGCGACCCGCACGUCAACGCCACGCUGCAUGAUCUCUGGGACCAGAACGGCAGCAGCCUCGAAGUCCUGGGCGCCGGCUCCGACUACGUCGCCUUCCAAGACCUGGCUGGCAUGUCCUCCCUCGACCUGCACUUUGACGGCCCCGGCUACCCGGCCCACAGCAGCUACGACAAUUUCGCCUGGAUGGACCACGUCGGCGACCCGGGCUUUGUCUACCAUGGCCUCCUUGCCCAGCUGGCCGGUCUCAUGCUCAUCGAGCUGUGCGACCGCCCCAUUAUGCCGUUUGACAUGGUCACCUAUGGCACCGCCCUUGAACGGUGGGUCAAGGAGCUCGUCACGUGGCUCGAUUCGGAGGUCAGCAAGGCCAACAAGGCAGCCGGCGCCGACAAGUCGAAGCAGGCCAAAAUCAGCACAGAGCCGCUGCAGUUUGCCGCGCAGGUCGUCGUCAACGCCAUGCGCGACUUUGAGCGCUGGGAUCUCAAGUGGGAGAGCAAUGUGCUUGCCGCCGGUGGCUGGGAGGCACCCGGGCUGGGCCAGCAGCGCGCCGAGUACGUCAGCCGCAUGGCGCGCUUUGAAACCGAUCUCCUCGACCUCGAAAACGGCGGUGGUAUUCCGAACCGCACACAGUUCAAGCAUGUCGUGUUUGGCCCACGCCUGUGGUCCAGCUACGACGGCGACCUCUUCCCGGCCGUGCGCGAUCUCGUCGAGGCCGGCGAGUGGGACCAGGCCAACAAGACAAUUGCCAAGAUCGCACAAAUCUUCCAGACGGCCGCGGCGCACCUGAUUGAGUAA
Molecule: messenger RNA, 2910 nt
Organism: Sporothrix brasiliensis 5110
Lineage: Eukaryota; Fungi; Ascomycota; Sordariomycetes; Ophiostomatales; Ophiostomataceae
Exons: 4
Coding region: 1-2910 (969 amino acids)
Molecular function (GO): carboxypeptidase activity
Source: RefSeq, a predicted model, not a curated record